UUUUCCGAAUCUUCAUCAUUUCAGAAAACCACAUACCUAUCAAUCCACACAUUUCCACUCAAUUUCCUUAUCAGUUUUUAUAUAACCAAACCUUUUUAUUAACUGUUGUUGAUAAUUAGAAGCCUAAUGGAUGCGUCAAAUGAGCAGACCACGGAGAGAACCGAUCUCCAACGACCGUUGGUGGAUCAAAAAUCACCAUCCUCGGACGUCGGACUUGAGAGCAUUUUAACGGAGAAUAGCCUUCCGUACAGGAGGCGCGUGUACUUAGGCGCAUGUAUAGAACUGAAAAUACUUCUCAGGUUAGCACUUCCGGCGAUACUUGUCUAUAUAGUCAACAGUGGAAUGAGUAUCUCUGCUAGAAUAUUUGCCGGACAUAUCGGCAGCCACGAACUCGCCGCUGCUUCCAUCGGAAAUAGCUGCUUUAGUCUCGUCUACGGCCUCAUGUUAGGUAUGGGAAGUGCAGUCGAGACUCUAUGUGGACAAGCAUAUGGAGCUCACCGCUACGACAUGCUUGGAAUCUAUUUCCAAAGAGCAACUAUUGUCCUCGCUCUAGUUGGUUUGCCCAUGACAGUACUAUACACCUUCUCGUACCCCAUUCUACUUCUGUUAGGUGAGCCCGAAAUGGUCUCGUACAUGGGUUCCUUGUAUAUCGUCGGGCUUAUGCCUCAGAUCUUCGCUUACGCCGUCAACUUCACGGCUCAAAAGUUUCUCCAGGCCCAAAGCGUGGUGACGCCCAGUGCUUACAUCUCAGCCGCAGCUCUCUUCCUCCAGAUCUCGCUAACGUGGAUGACCAUUAACGUGAUGGGCUUUGGUCUUAUGGGCAUCUCUUAUGUUCUGACUAUCUCUUGGUGGGUCAUAGUUAUGGCGCAGAUUUUGUAUAUUACGAGUAGUCAAAAGUUUAGACACACGUGGACUGGUCUUAGUUGGAGAUCGUUUCAUGGUCUUUGGAGUUUUUUCAAACUCUCUAUUGGUUCUGCUGUUAUGAUCUGUCUGGAGAUGUGGUAUUCGCAGAUUCUUGUUCUUCUCGCUGGUCUGCUUAAAGAACCUGCUCUCUCUCUAGAUUCUCUGUCCAUAUGCAUGUCAGUUUCAGCAUUAUCUUUCAUGGUCUCCGUAGGCUUCAACGCAGCUGCAAGUGUGCGGACAAGUAAUGAGCUUGGAGCAGGAAAUCCAAAAUCCGCUUUGUUCUCUACAUGGACAGCGACUUCUGUUUCCUUCGUGAUCUCUCUUGCAGAGGCCCUCGCCGUGAUAGCAUCACGUGAUUACAUUAGCUACAUUUUCACGUCGGAUGCUGACGUGGCUAAAGCCGUCUCUGACCUCUGCCCAUUUCUCGCCGUCACCAUCAUUCUUAACGGAAUCCAACCCGUCUUAUCCGGAGUGGCAGUGGGAUGUGGAUGGCAAACAUUCGUUGCAUAUGUGAAUGUUGGUUGCUACUAUAUUGUUGGUAUUCCUAUUGGCUGUAUACUCGGCUUCACUUUCAAUUUUCAAGCUAAGGGAAUAUGGACCGGGAUGAUCGGAGGUACCCUCAUGCAAACCCUCAUUUUACUUUACGUGACGUACCGAACAGAUUGGGAUAAAGAGGUGGAAAAAGCGAGAAAGCGAUUGGAUAUGUGGGACGAUAAGAAGGAGCCUCUUCAAAAUUAAACGAGUAAUGGAUUUCAUGAAAAAUGUAAUUUAUGUUUCGAUGUAUAGAUUUAUAUUUAUUGAGAAUUUUAUUCUAAAAUCAGAAGGAGCCUAUUCAGUA
This is a messenger RNA of Raphanus sativus (radish), 1741 nucleotides long. Its product is annotated as protein DETOXIFICATION 39-like. Gene Ontology annotation, cellular component: membrane. NCBI's taxonomy places the organism in Eukaryota, Viridiplantae, Streptophyta, Magnoliopsida, Brassicales, Brassicaceae. The transcript has 7 exons. The record is from RefSeq and is a predicted model, not a curated record. The coding region runs from base 127 to 1641 and encodes 504 amino acids. Gene Ontology annotation, biological process: xenobiotic detoxification by transmembrane export across the plasma membrane. Gene Ontology annotation, molecular function: antiporter activity; xenobiotic transmembrane transporter activity.